GGUCCCUGAAAAAACGUCUAAAGGGGCGGAAACGAUGCUAAAAACAUUAGCGACUCUCGGGCUUUUGUGUGAGAGUUUUGACGCGAAUUUUGUAAAAGACACGGAUUAAAAUCGAGCUAUUGGACACUCGGACAUCGCUUCACACCGCGUGUGGAGAAAGUAAACCAGCUACACGCGUUAAUUACCAAGUGUUCGGGUGGUUCGUUAGCCAACAAGCUAGCUAGCUGUUUGGAUCUCCAAGUGCAGGUCAUCCAAAAUGGAUGACAGUAAGAUGGUUGGUGGAAAGGUGAAGAAACCAGGCAAGCGUGGCCGAAAGCCAGCUAAGAUCGACCUGAAGGCGAAGCUGGAACGCAGCAGACAGAGCGCGCGGGAAUGUCGAGCCCGGAAGAAGCUGCGCUAUCAGUACCUGGAGGAGCUGGUGUCCAGCAAAGAGAGAGCCAUCUGUGCCCUGAGAGAAGAACUAGAGAUGUACAAGCAGUGGUGUAUUGCCAUGGACCAGGGAAAAAUCCCGUCGGAAAUCAAAGCUCUUCUUACAGGAGACGAUCAGAAAGGCUCCCAGAGCAGCAGCACCACCAAAACCCCCAAAAACGGCAAAUACAACUCAUCAGGCAUCAGCCAGAGCAAGUCCACUUAGGUUCCAGUUUAAAGGCUUGUCUUUAAAGACAGUCCCGGCUGGCUGCGGGCGUGGAGGGGGUGAUUAAUGUAGAGCUACGUAGACUGGUAUAUAUGAAGGAUGAAGGAGCAGAGCAGCAGUCGCAGUACAAACAGGGGGUCAUUGGGCGUUUUGUCGGAGGAAUCUGGGUAACGAACACUAAAUCUCUUCAACUCUCCACAGUAUUCUCCUCUGGUUAACAAACAUCAUUUUGGCAAACGUUUUCAUUUUCACACCGUCUCAGAUUCAAAAGGUUUGAGGGGUGAAAUGUGAAGCAGGUCAGAAAGCGAACAGGGUGAGAGAAGGCACAGAUGUGAAGCGUCGCAGGACAGACGAGAGACACGCACACGUCAGGUGUGGCCAGAACUAUUACGCUCUAAGCACUUUAACGAAUUUUUGAAGAUUUUUGCAUAGCACUGGGUUGAAGCUCUUCUUCAUUCUUGUUGAUUUCGUGAAGCCAAGUUACGGAAUGAUGUUUUCAUUUCUUACGUAUUUAUUUCCUACUGAAACGUAACGCACUUUCCUUUUCGUCCCUCCACAAGCGUAACGUGUGGAUAUUUUAGUUACUAUAAAGCCUCUGAUCUGUCUUCUGUCUGUAUGUAUGUGUAUACCAUCAGAUACUCUGUCUGUAUUGCAUUAACACCUUCACUUACAUUUCCUCUCUCUCUCUAUCUCUCUGUCUCUCUCUGUUACAGUCUGCAUUCAAUAUAAGUGUGUAUGUAAGAAUUUCAGAAUAAGUUCUCAUUAGGAUCCCGGGGAAUCAUUUUUCAUAACUUGGUGAUCUUAAUCAUGUCCAUUAACUGAACAGAUGUUUUUUAUUUUAUACAGAUGCACAUAUUCCACCCAGAUCAUACAGAAAGAAAGCUCGUAAUUAAUAAAUGAACUCCAAAACCAAACCCGAGGUUUGUUUUUUAAAGAAACAGUAGAUCAGAUGUGUUGAUUAAAAGUACACCAUGAAUCAUUUGAAUCGAUCGUUUAUGUGAACAACACAAACAAAUCGAACAUUAAUGCGCUGAUCGGAUCGAUCGUGACGUUCUGUGGAACAGUGACCCGUUUGUGUUUCCCCAUUUUCCUGCCUGUCCAUUUCCAUUAAUGUCAUUAUUUUGCACAGAAAUA
This is a messenger RNA of Hemibagrus wyckioides, 1768 nucleotides long. RefSeq names its product cAMP responsive element binding protein-like 2 (gene crebl2). Gene Ontology annotation, molecular function: DNA-binding transcription factor activity. Gene Ontology annotation, cellular component: nucleus. The record is from RefSeq and is a predicted model, not a curated record. The transcript has 3 exons. The coding region runs from base 257 to 634 and encodes 125 amino acids. Gene Ontology annotation, biological process: regulation of DNA-templated transcription. Lineage: Eukaryota; Metazoa; Chordata; Actinopteri; Siluriformes; Bagridae.